Molecule: messenger RNA, 3150 nt
Organism: Helianthus annuus (common sunflower)
Lineage: Eukaryota; Viridiplantae; Streptophyta; Magnoliopsida; Asterales; Asteraceae
Exons: 7
Coding region: 1-3150 (1049 amino acids)
Source: RefSeq, a predicted model, not a curated record
AUGCGCAAGCUCUAUCUUGAUAGCAAACGAUCGAAUUCAAAGAAACAAAGUACUGGUCCUUUUAGUAGAGGAUGCUCAAAAGUCGAUAAUCGGUCUCAGGUCAUCGACAAAGAGAAUUAUAAUCCAAAUAUUUCUUCAUCAUCUAAUAAUUUUCACACAGUGCGGAACUUGAAAUAUGUAACCACAUCAGCAUCAUCAAGUACCAUCACGACCAGUGGUCUUCCUUUGAAUAACGAAUUUACCACUUCUACAAGUACUCGGUUUUCUAUUGUUUCAAACAUUGUUACACAAAGCAGUAACUCCAUUGGUCAAUCGUCCUCAACGUUAACAAAGCUGAAUUCCGGUAAACAAAAGCUUUUACCUAAGAAACGCCGUAUUGAUCCUAUUCCAAUGUUAGAUCUUACGUCUGAUGAUGAGAAUGUAGACUUUGCUCCCAUUCAAGACCCUUAUUAUUUGGAUCAUGGUAAUCAAAGCCUUAAAUGUGAGAUGUGUGAUUCAUUCUUAUGGACUGACGAAGGUGGUAAAGGGAGAAUUACAUUGGGUAAGUUAAGCUAUAGCUUAUGUUGUGGUUAUGGAAAAGUGGAGCUUCCGGAUUUGAAAGAGCCUUCUUCAAUAUACAAGGAUCUAUUUGCAAAUUCUAAUGAAAACAACAAGUAUUUUCUAAAGAAUAUCCGUCGAUAUAAUUCUAUGUUCGCAUUCACAUCCAUGGGUGGAAAAGUAGAUUCAAACAUCAAUAGUGGAAGGGCACCUUAUGUAUUUCGUAUCAGUGGACAGAAUUUUCAUUCAUUAGGUGGUUUGGUACCUGCACCUGGAAAACAGCCAAAGUUCUCCCAGCUUUAUAUUUAUGACACUGAGAAUGAAGUUUCAAAUCGAAAUAAGUUGUUCAGUGACUCCACAAAUAAGUCCGACUUGCAUUUAAAGCAAAUAGAUCUUCAUCUCAUAAAGUUUUUAAAAGACUUCCUGGAUAAUAAUAAUCAGUUGGUUAAAAGUUACAGAAUAGCAAGAAACCACUUCAAUGAUAAUCCUAAUGAGAACUUCAAACUUCGUAUCAUUUACAAAAGAGAUCUUGAUGGUCGUACUUACAACUUGCCUUCAUCUUCUGAAGUUGCUGCAUUGAUUGUUGGUGGUAUCCAACAAAUAGUUGACCAUCGUGAUAUUGUUGUUGAGUCUCACACGAAAGGUCUUCAACGAAUAAGUGAACUUCAUCCAUCAUAUCUUGCACUUCAGUAUCCAAUUCUUUUUCCCAAUGGUGAUGACGGAUAUAGAAUAGACAUUCCUCAUAGGGAUGGUAUAAGUACUUUAAAGAAAAUUAGUCCCCAGUGUACAAUGAGAGAAUUCUUUGCUUAUAGAAUCCAAGAUCGAUCAACUUCAUUUUCGCUAAUAUUAAAUGCACGCAGAUUGUUCCAGCAAUUUUUGGUUGAUGCAUAUACCAUGAUCGAGAGUGAAAGACUUAAUUAUAUCUGUUUUCAACAAAAACAUCUUAGGUCUGAAUCAUACACAAAUCUUCAGAAAUUUAAGAAUGAGGGAAAAGAGGAUCUAUCUAAUACUGGGGUACGGUUAGUACUACCAUCAUCUUUUACUGGUGGGUCUCGGUAUAUGCAGCAAAAUUAUCUAGAUGCUAUGGCUAUUUGCAAAUGGUUCGGGUAUCCUGAUUUUUUCAUUACGGUGACAUGUAAUCCUAAGUGGCCAGAGAUUAUCCGAUACCUUCGAAAUACUUCUAUUAAGCAAGAGGACAGACCAGAUAUUAUGUGUCGUUUGUUUAAGAUGAAACUGGAUUCAAUCAUAAAGGAUUUGAAGGACAAGAAAGUCUUUGGAGCACUAAGUGCAGCGGUUUAUACUGUUGAAUUUCAAAAGCGUGGAUUGCCACAUGCUCACAUUUGUAUUUUUUUGAAACCUGAAUCCAAGCUUCUCUCCGUUUAUCACGUAGACAAAUUCAUAUCUGCUGAGAUACCAGAUAAGAAUCAAGAUCCCGCUCUUUAUGCUCUUGUAUCCGAGUUUAUGAUUCAUGGUCCAUGUGGAAAUGCAAAUCCCAAUUGUCCUUGUAUGGUUGAUAAUAGAUGUUCUAAAAAAUUUCCAAAAAAAUUCAUUAAUGAAACAAUUACCGAUGCUGAAGGUUUCCCUGUAUACAGAAGAAGAGAUAAUGGAAACACCAUUAUCAAGUCCAAAGUUCAAUUGGACAACAGAAGUGUCGUUCCAUAUAAUCCGCUUCUCUUGAAAAGAUACCAAGCUCACAUUAAUGUAGAAUGGUGCAAUCAAGCGGGUUCUAUCAAAUAUUUGUUUAAGUACAUUAAUAAAGGUCCAGACAAAGCAUCGCUUGUGGUGUCAAAUGGAGACGGUACAGAUAACGAACAAACAGCAAAGGAUGAGAUCAAAGCUUAUUAUGAUUGUAGGUACGUUUCCGCUUGUGAAGCUUCUUGGAGAAUAUUUGCAAAUGAAGUUCACUAUAGGUUUCCUCCAGUUAUGAGGCUUCCUUUUCAUAUGGAAGGUCAACAAAAUGUUGUUUUUGGUGCCGAAGACGAUAUUGAAGAAGUGUUGGACAAGCCAUCAGUCUCUUCAUCCAUUUUUUUAAAGUGGAUGGAGAUGAACAUAAAUAAUGAGGAAGCACGGAAGCUUACGUAUGUUGAGUUUCCUACAAAAUUCUGUUGGAAACUAAAAGAUAGAAAUUGGGCAGAACGUAAAAGAAAAUUAUUACAGAUUGGACGCAUUCAUUCUGUUUCCCCUGCUUUGGGUGAACCAUAUUUUCUUAGAAUUCUUUUAAACAAAGUCAAAGGACCAAGAUCCUUUGAAGAAAUUAGAACUGUUGAUGGCCAGUUGUUUCCAACCUUCAGGGAUGCAUGUUAUGCUAUGGGUUUGUUAGACGAUGACAUGGAAUACAUAGAAGCCAUUAAAGAAGCGAGUUUUACGGGAGAUGAUCUUGUAAUGUCAGAUGAGAGAUUGAAGAACAAGACAUUGGUGGAGAUUGAGAAGUACCUCAUUCGAAAUGGGUCCUCUUUGACACGAUGGCCAACAAUUCCAUAUCCUGAUUACGAUUCGUUUGCUGUUGGAAACAAUCGUCUGGUUGAUGAAGAACUGUCUUUUAAUGUUCCUCAGAUAAUGACAGCCGUUGAAGGCGACAAAGGAGGUGUAUUUUUUGUUUACGGAUAUGGAUGA